UCCAAGCAGAGCGGAAACUUCAGAGUUUAGAGUUUAGCUAGGAAGGGUCUUCGUCACUGUGGAAUUGUGUUUUUUUUUUCGUUGUUGCUGCUUGUGUUUGCAUCGAUAUGUGAGAAAUGUUUUGUGGAAAUGAAAAUUUGACUUGCUAUUUCGUAACACACAAGUUAUUAAUAAACCAGGAGUGAAAGUAAAUUGUAUUGAAGGUUGCCUUUGUAAACGUCACACUUUGAAGCAACUCUCUGCAAACUGUUAGAAACCAGACAAAACAUUCUUCCUAUAGGUUAUUUCAUUGAAAUAACACUUCAAUAAUUUCCAAAAUAAAGCCGACACUGUGAUUGUUCAAUGCCCAUCUGAUUAUACGUUGUUCAAAGUACAGACACUGUCAAUACACAACACUGAGAUAAAACACAGAAUGAGCGAUCUUGACGCAGACAGCGCCGCAAAACGGCCCAGACUCAACGACUCGGAUGAUUCUGAUGACGAAAUUUGGUCGCACGCCAUCGAGCAAGACGAAGCAAUCCAAACACAAAGAUUAACUCAACAGCUGCUUCAUCCGGUUUCAUCUCAGGCCACAUUACUAAGUCAACAAAAGCAGGGCAAUAGGCUUUGCGGUGGGGAAGCGUUCAAUACACAGGCAACGCUAAUGGGUACCCAAGUGGCGCCUUCUCGUUCAACUCAAGCAACAGCUCAAGCGAAAGUACUCGCUUUGCCUACAGCAAACCUCCAAGUGUUAUCAGGCCGCACUGACAUGAAUCAGCAAAUGAAAAAUUUGCUUACAGAGUUACGGAAAAGGUCCACUGAGAAACUGUCGUUGCAAAGGGAGCUCAGCGUCCUCAAGUCGAAGAACGCUAACUUUUGCGCAAACAAUUGUAAAAAACGAUUAGACAUUCUAUGCGACGACCUACGCUUCAAGCAAAGAGAAAUCGAAGCCCAACGUAGACGGAUAAAAGAACUGGAGUGCCGCCGUUCUGACAGUCCUCGAAAAACUACAACGGCUAUAGAGGGAUCGACAAAUUCCAUCGAUCUCAUUCCCGUACCCAAGGUGCCGUCAUUAGCCAUCGGUCAGCUGGCUAAAAAGCCUCGAAGGGAGUUUCCCACACUUGCUCUUGAGAAGCUACCCAACACCGAAGUGUUGGACGAUUUUGCCCAAGCUGAUCCUCUGGGUAUUUUUGCCUGCAAGCACUUCUCGAGGUGGUGCAAACAACGGAUCCGCGAUACCGAAGUGACAGAAGGCUAUGUUGACCAUUUACGACAGGUUCUUCCGGCCGUAUUUGAGAAAGUAGUGGCGUCACAGGACUCGGAUGUCAGCACAGCCCUUCUGCUAUUUUUAGCCCACAUCCAGCGUGUGGCCCAAACUAGCGUUACGGCUUGCAUCGACUGGAGGCAACUGUUAUCACAGGCAUCAGGAAAUGUAUCAUUACUUUUAGCACUUUCACGUUUCCUUUCAAAAAGUCUUGAAGCUAUAGCGCUGUUCCCAACAUUGCGUGCAGUGAUCAGUGAUGAGACUAAUUGGCGGCACAGUGACUUUUGUUUGCUUUUGGAUGCUAUUCUUGAGAUGAUUCAAGAUCGACCAGAGAGUUACGAAUCAUCGACAGUUGUCAAGCAAGUGCUUAGAGUCUACCGCGAAGUCCUUGAUAUUAAUACGGACCCGGUAAGAGUCGAACGAAUACUCGUACGCGCUCUCAUGUUGAGCCUUGAUGGAGUUCCUAUUGAGUCGGAGUUGGUUGCCGUAGUUACUCGAGGAGAGGCAUUCCAUCAUCUCGGUGAUGUACUGAAAAAAAUCAUACGUUGUCAACCAACUUUGUCGUAUACUGGUUGUCCAGAGAUGAUGAACAUUGCAAAUGAGUGUUUUAGGGACAGCUAAUAAGAAUAUAGUGAAAAAAUCUAUGAUUCCUAGACGCAGUCAAAUGUCUUGGGGGACAGUUUACCCAUAGAUAAUAUUUUGCUGCGUCACGAUAAAGUAAAGUGUAAGAACAUUUAUCAGAUAAAUAAUUAGUAGGUGCAAAUUGCGGCUAAAUACUCGGAUAUUUAGUCUGUGGUAAAUAUUAUAUACGUGUUCUAUCUAGACGUUUUAAUAAGUUGUUCAUGUCGAGUUGAGGUCUCUCUCAUGCACAAAAGAACAGUGUAUUAAAAACAUGAACAUGUGAUUUUUUUUUAAGAACAAAACUUUGCUGCUUUUACUUUCGCUACCGGUGUGGUGUUCUCACCAAUUGUGGCCAGCUCAGCACUAUCUGCCUCUAUAAUAAAGCUUAUCGUAUGACUAAUUUAAGAAAUUUAGACUAAGAGCUGCUAAAGACAACGAAGCGCUACUGUGUGUUAUAUGGGCUUACAGGUUUUGUGCAACAUUUUGUUGAAAGAUUCUUAGCUAUUUUUUUUUUUUACUUUCAUCGCUAACUGCUUAACGAAAAGCAACUUUCCAAUAGACCUACUCGAAACGAGGAGCUCAAUACGCUGCAAAUAUCCUGCAAAAUUGUGAUAAUAAAUACAUUACAUGUAUAACAGACAACCGUUAUUAUAUGGACGUUGGUCAACUUCAUAUCUCUGCUAGAAUUACAGAUGUUAUGGUAUACUUAUCGUUGAUUUUGAACGUAAGAGCGUUUGACCACAACUCAGCAAAGACAAAAAAUAUCACAGUAACCCGAGGAUAUCUGCUGUAAACGGUGUCGGUUUACCGUAUAGGACUUACAACACAAAUUAUACUGCGGACAAGUACUUUUUGUAUUAAGAAAAAAGAACCUUAUGACGUCAAUAAAAGCAGGCGCACACUCAAUAGCGAAGUUGGCAUAAGCUGCCCUUAAAGGUUCGUCACACAACGCACAAUUUCGAAAAAAAAAGAUGACGGGAUUUGAGCAUGAGGUAAUUCUCAGUUGGUUAACCGUAAACAAAAACUUUCUUUGGGGGAAAGAGCUUUCAAAAAAUCUUCAUCGAACAUAUCGUGCUUUUUGUUGUAGGAGUCGUAGGCCCAUGUACAUGCAGGUUAGUUGAUUUGGCUAAUUGCAGAGUCUAUUACGUGUGUUUGGCAUAAAAAAGACUUUAGUUGUGUUAUAUAAAGUAAAUGCGCCAUCACAAAAGGCCAACUUCUGAGCAAAAUGUUGGAUAAAUAACAUUCUAGUGAAAGAGCUUACUCAAUAGAGAUCGUGUUUGAAGUAGCGUAUCCUAUUAUUCAAAUGAGCUUCAGUAUUGACGGAAUCUAAUAUCUUUUCCCUAACACCUUACAACCAAUAAUAAAACAGAUUGAACGCGUUUCUGAACACAUAAAGUCUAACAGUUAAUCGUAGACCAAGAUCUAGAUGAACAUGCAUCACAAUUAUUUCGAGAUUUUAUUAGCUUAGUUAGCCACUAGUCAGCAUUCAUUUUCGGUCAUAAUAAACUUGCAAAAAAUUAAUUUUUUUUCGAAAUUUCUAUAAAAUUGUGUGCUUGUGUCAGCAAAUUGCAAAAUCUCGUGACAUUGUUUAGGAACCUAGAAAUUCAAAAAGUAUUGAAUAAAA
Varroa destructor (honeybee mite) is the source of this 3488-nucleotide messenger RNA. RefSeq lists its product as uncharacterized. The record is from RefSeq and is a predicted model, not a curated record. Lineage: Eukaryota; Metazoa; Arthropoda; Arachnida; Mesostigmata; Varroidae.